AUGGAUGAUUUGUGUAUUUCGUGCGACUCCGUUGUUAGACGAAGACAGCAUGGUAUCGCAUGUGAUGUGUGCGACCGUUGGCAGCAUAGAACCAGCCAGACUGGUAUUUCCUUGGCUGUGUACAAGGAGGCUGUACGAAGUGGCACGGAUCUACACUUCGUUUGUAGACCGUGUCUGGAUACCCAGCUUGUAGAGGAUGGCGAUGAUGAGUCCAUGCCGGACGAGGAACCUAUGGAGCCCGAUGUGCCUGACGACGAACCGGACAUGGACGCCUCAUUCAACAUAUCUCACCGUCGUUAUGAUGAUCCGGUAGCUCCGGCGGACAUUUCCCUGGAUGCCGGUGACCUGGACGAUUCGUUGCAGGAGGCAACGCCACUUGUUUAUACUGUCUUGCCAACUGGUAGUAAGAGAGGUGGUCCUUUGCUUACUUCCAGCGAUGGGUUUUCCUACGGUGUGAAGUAUGCAGGGAAGCGAACGACAAAGUGGACCUGCAGCAUCCGGUCCAGGACUCUGCGGUGUCAUGCCAUCGUGCAUCAGAUUGGGGACGCCUUCACUCGAGGAGAGCAGCCCCACGUGCACGCAGGAGACCUGAAGCUGGACCACAGAGCCAAGAUGAGUGUUAAGGUAAAUGUCAGAGAAAAAUGA
Molecule: messenger RNA, 645 nt
Organism: Mizuhopecten yessoensis (Yesso scallop)
Lineage: Eukaryota; Metazoa; Mollusca; Bivalvia; Pectinida; Pectinidae
Exons: 4
Coding region: 1-645 (214 amino acids)
Source: RefSeq, a predicted model, not a curated record